UUCAGGAGACAGGACAAGGGCUCGUUAACCGGCCACCUGUCACCCGCCAGCCGGCUGCAGGGCUGGCCUCUGGGCGGUCAGCCCCGCCCUGUCCUGGCGCAGGCUGGUGCCUCAGGCCCAGGUGACGGAGCCCACAGCCACCGAAGUGCAGCUGUCACUCAGGGCCGGGUGGGGGCCCUGCUGGCGACCUGACGGCCUGGGAUCCGAGGUGUCUCGUGCAGCCCCUCGAGGACCAGCCCGGGGUGCCCCCAAUGGCCCACGAGAGGGGCUGGGUGGGCACAGAUGGUGGUGGGUUGGAGAGGCCCAGGAAUGCGUGGCCAUGGGGCCAGCGGGGAGGCUCAGCAGGGAAGUUGGGCUCCCCCUUCGGGGCGGGGACGGGCCCCUGAGCCCGGAGUCCUGGUUCUGAUGGGGAAACUGAGGCAGAGGCGGGGGGCUGCCGGGAGGGGCCACGGGCCACCCACGUCCUCUCUCCCGCCUGCCGGGAUGCCCACGCACAGGGCUGGGGCACCUGCCCCCACCGCCCCCACCCGCCCCCUGCAGACGCGACCCCACAUUCCACACACGCCUGUCGCUUUAAGCCGCCUGGCUGUCCCCUGCAAACUGCCUGUUCCACAUUCUCGGGUGGUGGGUGUGGGGUGCGGCACGCCCUCUCGGAGGCCUAUAAGGCGCAGGGCGGGACGGGGGGCCCCACCACCGCGUCCUCAUGGCCCCGCUGCUCCUGGGGCUCCUGGGGCUCCUGGGGCUCUGGGUGCUGCUCCGCGCCCACGCCCGUGCCCGUGCCCCCUGCCCGGUCCCACGCUGGCCCCCAGGGCCGCGCCCGCUGCCCCUCAUUGGGAACCUGCAUCUGCUGCGGGUGUCCCAGCAGGAGCGCUCGCUGAUGGAGCUCUCAGAACAGUACGGGCCGGUGUUCACCGUCCACUUGGGAGGCCAGAAGACGGUGGUGCUGACGGGCUACGAGGCGGUCCGGGAGGCCCUGGUGGGCACGGGGCAGGAGCUGGCCGACCGGCCCCCCAUCCCCAUCUUCCAGCUCAUCCAGGGGGGCAGGGGCAUCUUCUUCUCCUCGGGGCCUCGCUGGAAAGCCGCGCGCCAGCUCGCCGUGCGCACCCUCCACGGCCUGGGCGCGGGGCGGGGGCCCGGGGCCGACCAGGUCCUGCGGGAGCUGCGGUGCCUCCUGGGGCAGCUGGACCAGUACGGAGGCCGGCCCUUCCCGCUGGCCCUGCUGGGCUGGGCUCCCUCCAACGUCACCUUCACGCUCCUCUUCGGGCAGCGGUUUGACUACCGAGACCCCGUGUUCGUGUCCCUGCUGGGCCUCAUCGACGACGUCAUGGUCCUGCUGGGGACGCCGGGCCUGCAGCUGUUCAACAUCUACCCCCGGCUGGGGGCCCUCCUCCAGCUGCACCGGCCGGUCCUGAGGAAGAUCGACGAGGUGCGGGCCAUCCUGAGGGCCCUCCUCGAGGCGCGGCCGCCUGGGGGAGGCCCCGUGCACAGCUACGUGGACGCCCUGAGGCAGCAAGGCCAGGGGACAGACCCCGAUGGCUUGUUCUCGGAGGCGAAUGUGGUAGCCUGCGUCCUGGACAUGGUCAUGGCCGGCACCGAGACCACCUCGGCCACACUGCAGUGGGCAGCCCUCCUGAUGGGCAGGCACCCGAGCGUGCAGGACCGGGUGCAGGAAGAGCUGGACCGGGUGCUGGGGCCCGGGCGGCCACCCCGGCCCGAGGACCAGCGGGCACUGCCCUACACCAACGCUGUGCUACACGAGGUGCAGAGGUUCAUCACCCUCCUGCCCCACGUGCCCCGCUGCACGGCCGGCACCACGCGGCUGGGCGGCUACCUGCUCCCCAAGGGCACGCCCGUGGUCCCCUUGCUGAGCUCCGUCCUCCUGGACAAGACGCAGUGGGAGACGCCCGGCCAGUUCAACCCGGGGCACUUCCUGGACGCCGAGGGGCACUUCGUGAAGCGGGAGGCCUUCCUGCCCUUCUCCGCGGGCCGCCGCGUCUGCCUCGGGGAGAGCCUGGCCCGGACAGAGCUGUUCCUGCUCUUCGCCGGCCUCCUCCAGAGCUUCCGCCUGCAGCCCCCGCCCGGCCUCGGCCCUGCCGGCCUGCGCACUGUGCCCGCGCCCGCCUUCACCAUGCGGCCGCCGGCCCAAGUCCUGUGUGCCGUGCCCAGGCCCCAGGGCACUGACCGAGGAGGCCUGGCCUGAGCUCUGGGCCCGGGAGGGUUGGGUCACUGGCCUGGCGGCGGCCUGGACAGACAGUCCUCACCAGCCCUUCGCUCACCACAGCCCCGUCCGGCAGUGUGCCCGGGCCGGCAGCUGUCCCUUCCCCCGCAUGGGCCAUGGAGGCAGGCCAUCCUCCAGGCCCCGCACCCCAACACUGGCUCUUGUCCCUCCUCUCCAGGAGCAGCCAGGGCCCCACCUCUUUUCAUCUGCCCCUCCCCCGGCCCGGGGUUCAGCCGCUGCCCUGCACCAGGACCCCCACCAGCCCCUCCCGCGCCCGUGCCCAUUGGUGCAGCCUCUCCUCCAAGUCCGUCUGACCCAUGAAACCUGCACCCCCCCGCCCUGGGCCCGAUUCUGAGACAUCUCCCCCAUCUCCCCGUGCAGACAGGCUGCCGAGGGUGCAGCCAGGCCCCAAACUAGGCAGUGUGGGGGCACCCUCCUCCCGUGGGGACAAGUUAAUAAAAACCAAGAGUGAGCCUG
Molecule: messenger RNA, 2695 nt
Organism: Myotis myotis
Lineage: Eukaryota; Metazoa; Chordata; Mammalia; Chiroptera; Vespertilionidae
Product: cytochrome P450 2W1
Exons: 9
Coding region: 704-2200 (498 amino acids)
Biological process (GO): xenobiotic metabolic process
Cellular component (GO): intracellular membrane-bounded organelle; cytoplasm
Molecular function (GO): iron ion binding; oxidoreductase activity, acting on paired donors, with incorporation or reduction of molecular oxygen, reduced flavin or flavoprotein as one donor, and incorporation of one atom of oxygen; heme binding
Source: RefSeq, a predicted model, not a curated record